AUGAGUCACAACGUCAGCAACAAAUUCAGUCCGGACAAGUAUGCAGAUAUCCUUCUUGAUGAAGUCACAAAACAUAUCAAGACGCUUUAUGAUCUGGGAGCAAGAAAAUUUGUAGUUUCGGGCAUUUCACGUUGCCAGCCUCAUAAUUAUACAAAAGACUGCAAAUCAAGAUACUUCGCAGACAAACUUCCUCAAAGGUUGCAAGAGUUACGUUGUACACUCUCCGGUUCACUAUUUACUGUAUACGAUGUCGUCAAUGUGUACAAAAAGAUCACUGAUAAUCCACAAAAAUAUGGGUUCACAAACAUUCAGGAUCCUUGUUACCCGGAAGGUCGAUCUCUCUGUAAAGAUAGGAAAAAGUAUCUCAGAUUUGAUCAAUACAGUCAUGAAACUGAAGCCGCAUAUGAGAUUGCUUCAAAGGAUUGCUUCUAUGGACAAGCUUGUUCUCCUUACAGUAUUUUGGAGCUAGCCAAGGCACCAAUCAUCAGUCACCACUAA
Messenger RNA from Neltuma alba, 498 nucleotides. RefSeq names its product GDSL esterase/lipase At5g55050-like. The coding region runs from base 1 to 498 and encodes 165 amino acids. The record is from RefSeq and is a predicted model, not a curated record. NCBI's taxonomy places the organism in Eukaryota, Viridiplantae, Streptophyta, Magnoliopsida, Fabales, Fabaceae. The transcript has 3 exons.